AAAUGGAGGAUCAAAGGCGCGCCGGUGCGUGCUCGUUUACUCCUUGAUUUGAUUUCAAUUAUUCAAACUCGUUACAACUAUUUAGCAAUUUCUUCACCCCCACUCUUCUGUAAUACAAACCCUAUUUCUCAUAUAUAUACAAACACUGUACAUACACACACAACUCGAAGGAAGGGAAUGCGCGCGACAAGACAACUAAAUGCGCGCACAAACGACCUCGUCACGCUUCCGUGCACUUCUCAACUUAAAAGCCACUUCAAUGUCCGUUAACAUUAAUAAUAAUGUACUCUUAUUACAACCUUUUUCAUUUGAAGACACUAUCCAGUACCUUAAAAAUGCAGCUGAUACUAAGAAUCUCAUCUUUGGCAAAAUUAUUCAUGCCCAUUUGAUCACAUCAAGCCAGCUCAAUGAGCAAAGCAACAAUGUGGUUUUGAUGAAUUCUUUGAUAAAUUUUUACUCGAAAUGCGGUGAAAUUAGGGUUGCGCAGAACCUGUUUGAUGAAAUGCCCCAGAGGAAUAUAGUGUCUUGGAGUUCACUUAUGAUGGGGUUUUUGCAAACUGGGGGUGGUUUUCAGGUUCUUAAACUGUUUAGAAAUAUGGGUUUGGUGGAUGGUAUCCGUCCGAAUGAGUAUAUAUUAUCGACUGCUUUAUCGGCUUGUAAAGGGAUGCUUUUCGAGGGACAGCAAUGUCAUUGUCUUGGUUUGAAGAGUGGGCUUGUUUUUUAUCAGUAUGUGAAAAAUGCACUUGUGAGAAUGUAUUCCAUGUGUUCUGAUCUUGGCGGGGCUAUGGGAGUUUUGUAUUCCAUCCCUGGUUCGGAUAUUGUUACCUAUAAUUCGAUAAUAAGUGGACUUUUGGAUCACGGAUAUAUGAAUGAAGCGUUGGGUGUUUUAAAUAGGAUAGUUGCGGAGUAUAAGGCAUGGGAUGAAGUUACAUAUAUAAAUAUAUUUGCUCUUUGUGCUCGUAUUAAGGAUGCAAAUAUGGGUAUGCAAGUUCACAAUCACUUAUUAAAGAACAGCGGUGAAUUUGGUUUUUAUGUCACUAGUUCGCUGAUGGACAUGUAUGGAAAAUGUGGCAAAAUAUCAUAUGCAAGAAAAGUUUUUGAUUCGUUGAAUACUCGAAAUGUUGGCUCAUGGACAACAAUAAUGGCAGCCUACUUACAGAAUGAUUGCUUUGAGGAAACAUUGUCGCUUUUCUUAGAUAUGGAACUUGAGGAUGUUGAACCAAAUGAUUACACCUUUGCUGUUGUAUUAAAUGCUAGUGCCAGUCUAUCAGCAUUGGGUUAUGGGACUUCAUUGCAUGCUUAUACUGAGAAGUUAGGGUUUAAGGGUCAUGUUAUUGUUGGUAAUGCUUUGAUUAACAUGUACUCAAAGGCUGGAUUUGUUGGUCAUGCUAAUAAAGUGUUUACGGAGAUGAUAAAUCGAGAUAUUAUUUCUUGGAACUCGAUUAUUUCAGCAUAUUGUCAUCAUGGGCUAGGUAACGAAGCUUUAUCUCUUUUCAAUGACAUGUUAGCUGCAAAAAUAAAACCUAACAAUAUAACUUUUGUCGGAGUUCUCUCUGCUUGUGGACAUCUUGGUCAAGUACAAGAAGGAUUCUAUUAUUUGCAACAAUUGAUGAAUCAAAUGGGUAUUGAACCUGGGUUGGAGCACUAUACUUGUAUUGUUGGGCUUUUGAGCAAGGCUGGACUGCUGCUUGAAGCUGAAAAUUUUAUAAGGUUUACUCUGGUCAAUUGGGAUGUUGUUGCGUGGCGUACUUUGCUGAACGCUUGUCAUGUACAUAAAAAUUAUGAUCUUGGAAAACAAAUAGCAAAUAUUGUGUUGCAAAUGUACCCUGAUGAUGUGGGCACAUAUACUUUGUUAUCUAAUAUGCAUGCAAAGGCAAAGAGGUGGGAUGGAGUUGCAAAUAUUCGCAAGUUAAUGAGGGAAAGAAACAUAAAGAAAGAGCCUGGAUUGAGUUGGACAGAGAUAAGAAACAAUACUUGUGUCUUUGUUUCAGAUGACAAAAGCCACCCUGAGUUGAAACAGAUUCAUGAAAAGGUAAAAGAUCUUUUAAAUAAGAUUACACUGUUGGGAUAUGUGCCAGAUAUUGCCACUGUAUUUCAUGAUGUUGAGGCAGAACAGAAGGAAGAGUAUCUCAGUUUUCAUAGUGAGAAGCUAGCUAUAGCAUAUGCUCUGUUGAAAACACCUCCUGAUGCACCUAUUCGUGUUAUCAAGAAUUUGCGAAUGUGCAGUGACUGUCAUUCCGCUAUUAAGCUUAUCUCUAAGGUUACAAAUAGACUAAUAAUUGUAAGAGAUGUCAAUCGUUUCCAUUCUUUUCGAGAUGGAAAUUGUUCCUGCCAAGAUUACUGGUGACUAUAUAUAUAUAUAUAUAUAUAUAUAUAUAUAUAUAUAUAUAUAUAUAUAUAUAUAUAUAUAUAAUUGGUGAGCAGCACUUUAUUCCUUUGGUUUUACUUUGAUCUGUGAAUGAAGCGUUUUACUGAAAUGUGUACAUGGAUCAAACGGAUAGGACAAGAAAUCAAAAGUUCUAAAAGAGCAGUGCCACAUUGUUAAUGUAUUCCUGAAAAAUAAUAGCUUGUGAAUCAGAUAAAAAUUUAUCGGCCCAAAAGCAGGGAAAGUGUGUAUAGAAUGAUAUUGCAGAUGCUCUUCAAAGGAUUGGUGAAGAGCUUGGGAUUCGAAAUAUGAAGCGAGUGAGAAAUUCUUGAAGGGGUGUUCCAUGAGGAAGCUUAUGUUCCAUUUGACGGCGUAGAUGCUCUUGAAUCCUUCUUCUUCGAAGGGUUUGGUUAAUGUUGACGAGACUUAGGAAUUUGAGGAGGUUUGGAUGUGAAUCAGGAUGCCUCAGUUGGUCCUUUUUCUCAGAGGAUGAUGGCUUUGUGUCUUGAGAAGAAUCUGUUUCUUAAUGGGUCUAAAGAAGGGAGGAAUGAUGGUAUUUGCAUUGAAUAUCCAAAAGAGUGUGGACACUAAUAGCGCCAGAACUGGUUCGAAUUUAAUCAUGCAAUCAGUACGCUUGUUCUGACAACUACAAUACUGCUGACCCGGUUGCAGUCACAAUUCCUACUGGAAAGGUCAAGAUAAGUUUCUUGGUGUGAAGUUAUAUGCAACUGCUACUAUGCGAUAAAUCUGACAUCCACCCUGGUCCACUGAAGGAGAGGCAACUUGAAAACAGAAGAAUGGGGGAUGAAAUGUAAUUAUGAACAGAUGUGCCUGAUUUUAUAUGCUAAAGGCCUCGGAGUACCUUGUAAUGGGUCGGUAUUGUUGAACGAAGAACUCAAGGAGAAUCUGCUUGCUAGUAGAUCUGCCUUUGAAUUGUCAAAAAAGGUUUUCUUAUAGUUUGAAAUUAUGGACAUUAUUUUGGAGAGGACUCGACAUUAUUUUGGAGAGGACUUGGCAUGAUUUUUAUAUAGUGACUGAUUUGCCUUGCAAGUUCAAUUUGGCAGUGUGGCAGGCAAGAGAUCUAUUAAAUGCUCUAAUAACUGCCUGUCAGAUACUGAAAACAUAAGAAAUCCAUAUAGCAAAAUGACACUUGUCAAUCCCUAUUAUCUGAUACUUAGAAUAAACACUACUCCCUGUGAUUUCAAAUAAGAGUUGUAUAGAUUUUUUGCUCAAGAAACAUAUGCCUUUACUUAGAAAAUGUCAGUAGAUGCUACUGGAAAAAUAAUUCUUUUUGUUGUUUGUCAAAAACUUAAUAAAUAGGAGUGUGUCGAACACAUUUUUGUAUCCGUGUGCUUUAAUUUACAUAUUUUAUAUGCUGAAGGCCUCGGAGUACCUCAUAUGCUAGUUUUCUCUGUUUUGAGUAUUUGACAAACACAUUGUUGUAUCCG
This is a messenger RNA of Daucus carota subsp. sativus, 3813 nucleotides long. RefSeq names its product pentatricopeptide repeat-containing protein At5g39680. Gene Ontology annotation, molecular function: zinc ion binding; RNA binding; protein binding. Gene Ontology annotation, biological process: RNA modification. Gene Ontology annotation, cellular component: intracellular membrane-bounded organelle. NCBI's taxonomy places the organism in Eukaryota, Viridiplantae, Streptophyta, Magnoliopsida, Apiales, Apiaceae. The coding region runs from base 200 to 2347 and encodes 715 amino acids. The transcript has 4 exons. The record is from RefSeq and is a predicted model, not a curated record.